This is a messenger RNA of Rotaria sp. Silwood2, 1164 nucleotides long. Lineage: Eukaryota; Metazoa; Rotifera; Eurotatoria; Philodinida; Philodinidae. The record is from the annotation of a GenBank genome assembly.
AUGCAACUAAUGAAUGUUGUUGAUAGUAGUUCUUGCAAAUAUACUAACAAUCGACAUACUAGUAAACGAUGCCAACGAUGUAAAACCCUAAAACAAGCGAGCAAAAUUCAAGUAAAAAUUUACGAAUGUCCAAUGCCAUUGGAACACGAGAGUGCAUUAGUCAUUAUUUUUGAAUUGCAAAUGACUAUUGAAAUCACAUGUUAUCGAGAUACUAUUUGGCAAUUUAUAAAUCGUCCUAAACCACAACCAGAGAGUCGUAUGCACGAAUGGUUAACCGUUUCUCCUUAUGACAGUAAGUUAAAGCCAUUCUAUACCGGUCCCAGUAAUCGCAAAGUCAAACUAGUAUCUUCUACUAAAUCCAUAACUCAAACUCACUAUUCCACUCCACCAUCAAUUGUAUCCACGCCUGCCAAAGACUUUUUAUUCGAAAAUAGUCUGAAGAUUCAAAUCUCUCCAAUCAAACCACUUGAAUUCGAGGAUGAAUGUCGUAUAUUGACACCUCAGCUUGAUCAUCCAGAUUAUAAACAGUUACAAUUUACUAUAAACACAACACAAUUCAUUCAAAAUCAUGUCAUUGUUCAACUAUCUAAUUAUUCACCAAGUUUGAAACCCGCACAGCUAGUAGAAUUCGACUCAUUUCGUUCCGGCCAUCGUUUACAAUGGUGGAAUCUUUUGUCAAUUUUUGAAAUGGAUUCAUUAUCUUUUGCUGAAGAGAGUGUAGCAAUAUUGAUUAUACAUUCGAUAUUACAAUAUGGUCCAUUGAUAUCAGGUUCAAGCACAUUGUCUAAUUCUUGGUGUCCAGAAUCACAUCAACACUUAUUAGAAGAUCAUUUUAUCGAUGAAUUAAUUUCAAGAUUGGAUCGUCAUUUAGAUGACUGUGACUUAAAUUGGCAGAAUGAAUUGGUAUUAGUCGUCAUUACGAUGAUUACGAUGAGAGUGUUAACCAUUUGUAAUGCAACAAGAGUAGAUAAUGUUGUUAAUUUAGCAAUAAAAUGUCGUAAAAUUGGUGAGAAAUGGAUUGAUCUCAUCUCAAAAAGUAUUCAAACUAUAUCUCCAUCAGCAUUGGAUGAAGUGGAAAAACUUCGUCUUAAAAUAGUAAAUGUUGGUGUUUCCUGUAUCUUAACAUUUUCAACUGACCAAGAUCGCAUCAGUCUUUUAUUGUGA